AUGGUGAAUGCAUUGGCUGUCGAUCAGAUCCGUGCUUUGAUGGACCGCGUUACGAACGUUCGUAACAUGUCCGUCAUUGCCCACGUCGAUCACGGCAAGUCCACUCUUACUGACUCUCUCGUCCAGCGCGCUGGUAUCAUUUCCGCCGCCAAGGCUGGUGAGGCCCGUUUCACCGAUACUCGCAAGGACGAGCAGGAGCGUGGUAUUACUAUCAAGUCCACUGCUAUCUCUCUGUACUCUACUCUCCCUGAGGAUGACGUCAAGGAGAUCAAGCAGAAGACCGAGGGCAAUGAGUUCUUGAUCAACUUGAUCGACUCUCCCGGUCACGUUGACUUCUCUUCCGAAGUCACUGCCGCUUUGCGUGUCACUGACGGUGCUCUCGUUGUCGUCGACACCAUCGACGGUGUCUGUGUCCAGACCGAGACUGUCUUGCGUCAGGCCCUUACCGAGCGCAUCAAGCCCGUUGUCUGCAUCAACAAGGUCGACCGUGCUCUUCUCGAGCUGCAGACCACCAAGGAGGAUCUUUACCAGACUUUCGCUCGUACCGUCGAGUCUGUCAACGUCGUCAUUGCCACCUACAUUGACGAGGCCCUUGGUGAUGUCAUGGUCUACCCCGAGCGUGGUACCGUCGCCUUCGCCUCUGCUUUGCAGGGCUGGGCUUUCACCAUCCGUCAGUUCGCCAUCCGUUACGCCAAGCGCUUCGGUGUUGACCGUGAUAAGAUGAUGACCCGUCUCUGGGGUGACAGCUUCUUCAACCCCAAGACCAAGAAGUGGACCAAGUCUGAGAAGGAUGCCGAUGGCCAGCCCCUGGAGCGUGCUUUCAACAUGUUCAUUUUGGACCCCAUUUUCCGCAUCUUCUCUGCUGUUAUGAACUCUCGUAAGGAGGAGAUCAACACCCUUCUUGAGAAGCUUGAGAUCUCCCUCAAGGCUGACGAGCGUGAUCUCGAGGGUAAGGCCCUCCUCAAGACCGUUAUGCGUAAGUUCUUGCCUGCCGCUGACGCUCUUCUCGAGAUGAUUGUUAUCCACCUGCCUUCUCCCGUCACCGCUCAGUUCUACCGUGCCGACACCCUUUACGAGGGCCCUCACGACGAUGCCGCCUUCAACGGUAUCAAGAACUGCGACCCCAAGGCUGAGCUCAUGCUUUACGUCUCCAAGAUGGUUCCCACCUCUGAUAAGGGCCGCUUCUACGCUUUCGGCCGUGUCUUCUCCGGUACCGUCCGCUCCGGUCAGAAGGUCCGUAUCCAGGGCCCUAACUACGUUCCUGGCAAGAAGGAGGAUCUCUUCGUCAAGAACAUUCAGCGCACUGUUCUUAUGAUGGGACGUACCGUCGAGUCCAUCGAUGACUGCCCUGCCGGUAACAUUGUCGGUCUUGUUGGCGUCGACCAGUUCUUGCUCAAGAGCGGUACUCUUACCACCAUGGAGGAUGCCCACAACAUGAAGGUCAUGAAGUUCUCUGUCUCUCCCGUCGUCCAGGUCGCCGUUGAGGUCAAGAACGCCAACGAUCUCCCCAAGCUUGUCGAGGGUCUUAAGCGUCUCUCCAAGUCUGAUCCUCUCGUCCAGACCUACAUGUCCGAGUCCGGUGAGCACAUUGUUGCCUGCACUGGUGAGCUGCACUUGGAGAUUUGCUUGAAGGAUCUCGAGGAGGACCACGCCGGUAUUCCUCUCCGUGUCUCUCCUCCCGUUGUCUCUUACCGCGAGACCGUCGAGGCCGAGUCCUCCAUGACUGCUCUUUCCAAGUCUCCUAACAAGCACAACCGUAUCUACCUCAAGGCUGAGCCUAUCGAUGAGGAGCUCUCUCUCGCCAUUGAGAAGGGUGUCGUCAACGCUCGUGACGAUUUCAAGGCCCGUGCCCGUCUCAUGGCUGACGAGUUCGGCUGGGAUGUCUCUGAUGCCCGUAAGAUUUGGUGUUUCGGUCCUGAUGGAACCGGCCCCAACUUGGUUGUUGACCAGACCAAGGCCGUCCAGUACCUUAACGAGAUCAAGGACUCCGUUGUCUCUGCCUUCCAGUGGGCCACCCGUGAGGGUCCCAUCUUCGGUGAGCACAUGCGUUCCGUCCGUGUCAACCUUAUGGAUGUUACCCUGCACCCUGAUGCCAUCCACCGUGGUGGUGGUCAGUUGAUCCCCACCAUGCGCCGUGCUACCUACGCCGCCGUGUUGCUUGCUGAGCCUCGCAUUCAGGAGCCCAUUUUCAUGGUCGAGAUUCAGUGCCGUGAGUCCGGUAUUGGUGGUAUUUACUCCGUUCUGAACAAGAAGCGUGGUCAGGUCAUCUCUGAGGUCCAGCGCCCCGGUACUCCCAUGUUCAACAUCAAGGCCUACUUGCCCGUCAACGAGUCCUUCGGUUUCACUGGUGAUUUGCGUCAGGCCACCGGUGGUCAGGCCUUCCCCCAGAUGGUCUUCGACCACUGGCAGACUAUGGGUGGUGACCCCUUGGAUCCUGCUUCCAAGCCUGGUGCCAUCGUCGUUGAGGCCCGUAAGCGUCGUGGUAUGAAGGAGAACGUUCCCGGCUACGAGGAGUACUACGACCGUCUCUAA
This is a messenger RNA of Wickerhamiella sorbophila, 2532 nucleotides long. RefSeq names its product Elongation factor 2. Gene Ontology annotation, cellular component: cytosol; ribonucleoprotein complex. Gene Ontology annotation, biological process: translational elongation. The record is from RefSeq and is a predicted model, not a curated record. Gene Ontology annotation, molecular function: GTPase activity; GTP binding; translation elongation factor activity. Lineage: Eukaryota; Fungi; Ascomycota; Dipodascomycetes; Dipodascales; Trichomonascaceae. The transcript has a single exon. The coding region runs from base 1 to 2532 and encodes 843 amino acids.